Molecule: messenger RNA, 4211 nt
Organism: Misgurnus anguillicaudatus (oriental weatherfish)
Lineage: Eukaryota; Metazoa; Chordata; Actinopteri; Cypriniformes; Cobitidae
Source: RefSeq, a predicted model, not a curated record
GUCAGAAGCAAACGCUACCAUUCUAUUGAUCUGAACGCUUGGCUUUGGUUGACUCUGAAACCUGUGUACAGAUUAUUGAGUGAUUUUGCUGAAUUUAGCAAACAGUUUGCUACUUUAAGCUACUUUGACGCACUGUGGACAGACAGACGGUUUAUUCAGACCACAAAUCUUUUUAGACCAAGUCUAAACACAGUCUGCAGUCUACUUUUAACAUCAUGUCUCGCCCUUUAACGUCUUUCAUGGACAAGGAAGGAGCAGAUGUUGCAAAGAUGGAUUUUUGCCUACCCAAUGCUGUGCCGAACUUUGACACUGAGGCGAAAAGCCCAAAAACAGUGUUUAAAGCAGAGAUGGAUGCUUUUCUAUCGAAUGCUUUUCUGACAUUUGACAACAUCUUAAACACUGAAUCAUUGUCAGAAGUCAUGCACGAUGCUGGUAGUGCGAAUCCGUGUGGAGUUGAGGAGGAUUCUCCUGCAAAUGCUGGGGCGAAAAGCCCAACAGUGUUUGAAGCAGAGAUGGAUUUAUUCCUAUCGGAUGCUUUUCGGAGCUUUGACACUGUCCUUACCACUGGACCGUUGUCAGAAUUCGGGAAAGCUGCCGGUAGUGUGAAUCCGUGUGGAGAAGUUGAGGAGAAGGAGAUGGAGAAAGUUUCUCCUGCCUAUGCUGAGGCAAAAAGCCCAACAAUGUUGGGAAGGAGUUGCCAAGAUAGUGGAAUGGAUUUUGUCCUGCCGUGUGCUGUGGCUGACAGUGUCCUUAACAUUGGAUCUCUGUUAGACAGACACAGAGGUAGUUCAAUUCCACAAGGACAAGGAAAGGAGUUUACUCCUACUUUUGAUGGGGCGAACAGCCCAAUAGACAGUAACAUCAGUCCGGACCAACGAAAGACGUCCUUUGACCGGGCCUGGAGGGGCAAAGUGGAGCCAGUGCCGGCUCCACAGCUUGAAGCCGAUCCAGCUAUCCCUGAUGUUAGGGAAGUGGUUGAUCUGGCAUUCUGGUCAAAGACUAAGAUUGGUCCGAAGAAACAGAAACAAAAGGCUUCGAAGAGCCGUUUAUAUGACCUCCAGGGAGAAAAGACUGUUGUUCAAGCGCAACAUGUCGAGGCAGAUUCAGCUAUUCCUGUUGGUAUGGAUGGUGCUGAUUUUGCAUGCCCCGAAUCGAAUAUAUGUAUUCGUACGGAAAAACAAAAGACUUGGAAGAGUCGCUUAUUUGGCUGGUUCCAGAGGGGCAAUUUGGAGUCAGUGCCGACUCCACAGCUUGACGCCGAUCUUGCUAAUCCUGUUGGAAGGGAUGUUGCUGAUCUGGCCUGCCAUGAGGCAAAAACUAAGAUUCGUCCGGACAAACGAAGGUCAAUGAAGUGUUGCUUCCUUGACCGCUUCCGGAAGAGCGAUGCGGAGUCAAUGCCGACUCCACAGCUCGAUGCCGAUCUUGCAAAUCCUGUUGGAAUGGAUGGUGCUGAUCUGGCCUGCCAUGAGGCAAAACCUAAGAUUCGUCCGGACAAAGGAAAGUCGUUGAAGCGUUGCUUCCUUGACCGCUUCCGGAAGAGCGAUGUGGAGUCAGUGCCGACUCCACAGCUCGAUGCCGAUCUUGCUAAUCCUGUUGGAAUGGAUGGUGCUGAUCUGGCCAGUCGUGAGUUAAAUCCUCACAUCAGUUUUCCUGCCAUCGCUAAUGCCAGCCUAGAAAAUUUAGGUGCCGUUCCACCCAAUGUCGGGCUUAAAGGUGGUGGAAAUCCAGAUUCAAAUAGACCACAAGCAAUCGGAAAUCCCCGAACCCCUGUCCCAAAAGAUGCGGGAAAUCCUGUCCCAAAAGAUGCGGGAAAUCCUGUACCAAAAGAUGCGGGAAAUCCUGUACCAAAAGAUGCGGGAAAUCCUGUCCGAAAAUAUGUAAAAGUUGUUAGGCCGAAAACUUUUAAUCUUUUUAAAAAGCGAAGCAACAACCAACAAGCCGAUCCUGAGCCAGGUCCAUCAGUGACUACAGAGACCUUUGAGUCUAAAUAUCAACUGUUAGAGAUGGAUGUGAUUGGGCAAGGUAGCUUUGGCGUAGUGUUCAAAGGGAUCCGUCAAACGGAUGGGAAUCUGGUUGCCAUCAAGCAAAUGAUGAAACAAAAGAAGAAGGACAGAUAUAUUCAGAUUCCUGGAUAUCCCCAACCGCUGCUAACAGAAAUAGCAUUAAUGCUAAGGUUAAGAGAAAGUUACCAUUGCCCAUAUAUCAUCGAGAUGUAUGACUGGUAUGAGACCAGCAAAAUGUUCACAAUUGCGAUGGAGUAUCCUCAGGAGAGCCAAUCCUUGUGGAGUUUUGUUUACAAAUACAAACUGAGUGAAAGUGCAGCACGACAUCUGAUGUAUCAGGCCGUACGAGCAGUUGAACACUGCCUGAUGAAUGGUGUCGUCCAUACCGACAUACAUCCGGGGAACUUCUUGGUGCAGAAGAAAACAAUGACGUUAAAGUUAAUUGACUUUGGGCUUGGACAUCUAUUUAGGUUUGAUGGCCAUGCUUCCAAGGACUUUAGAGGAGCUAAAGAAUGCACACCGCCUGAGGUUCAAACAAAUAAGAAAUUUUUUGCCAGGCCAGCAAACACCUGGGCCUUAGGUGGUAUGCUAUAUUUCAUGAUGCAUGCAGCCUACCCCUAUCCUAUAAGCGACUUGUAUGCGGGUGAACCAAAGAAAUAUGAUGAAGGCUUAUCAAAGGAAAUCUGUGAACUGAUAGACUGGUGCCUGGAUGUGAGACCAGAUAGACGUCCAUGGCUCCACCAGAUCCUAAGUCACGACUGGUUCAGAACUGAAUGGAUUAAUGAAAAACCGGAAUUCAAACGCAGAAAGAGUAAAAGAAAAGCCACAACAAAGGCUGAAGAGGCUGAAGGAUAAGGGAAUGAUGGGAGAUGCUGUUUCAUCAUCCAGAGACGUAUGGAGUUUGCUAAUCGUGUUUCCGGAUAAGUUUCUACAACCGAAAACCAAGAAUACCAUGGACAUUAAGUCACUAACAGGGUGACAAUUACAAGGGAGACAAGAGACGAGCCAUUAUUUAAAACAGGAAUUUCCCUGGAUUUACAAAUCCAUGGGAACUUUACAGUUGUAUCCCAUGGACACAAAUGGUUGGCUGAACGUCUCAAAAAGAUCCUGUCUCAUCCUUGAACACAAUUUUUUGUUUUAAUAGUAUAGUAUCUUAAUAUAUAGUAUAUCCUCUAUAGAAUCCGUUUACAUAUAUAUGUUUAUAUAUAUAUAUAUAUAUAUCUCCCAAGGGUUUUUUCCCUCCUAGGACUUUUUUCCUCCUGGCUAAAAAUGCGGGAGGUUUUUCUCCUAGGGGGUUUUUUCAACCCCGGGGACUCAGCCGACAUUGGCUUAACUUAGCACCUUCUUCUGUCCGUUACAUCAUUAACACGCUCGCUUGUAAAGUUUAUUCAUACCUGCUGUAUUUAUUUUUAGCAAAUCUAUUUAUGAUUAGCAAAAACCCUCCCAAGGGUUUUUUCCCCUCCUAGGACUUUUUUCCUCCUGGCUAAAAAUGCGGGAGGUUUUUCUCCUAGGGGGUUUUUUCAACCCCGGGGACUCAGCCGACAUUGGCUUAACUUAGCACCUUCUUCUAUCCGUUACAUCAUUAACACGCUCGCUUGUAAAGUUUAUUCAUACCUGCUGUAUUUAUUUUUAGCAAAUCUAUUUAUGAUUAGCAAAAACCCUCCCAAGGGUUUUUUCCCCUCCUAGGACUUUUUUCCUCCUGGCUAAAAAUGCGGGAGGUUUUUCUCCUAGGGGGUUUUUUCAACCCGGGGACUGAGCCAACAUUGGCUUAACUUAGCACCUGCUCGCUUGUAAAGUUUAUUCAUUGCCGCUGUAUUUCGCUACUUAUGUUGUCUGUCGAUUUUUCUGUGUUUUCCCCUGCUUAAAGCUGGGGGAAUUAAAGCUGCUUUGAAAAAGCACUAUAUAAAUAAAAUUUAAUUUAAUGAAUAAAAUUUUUUUUUUAAAGAAUCAGCUAUUUCUGUCUCUUUCUCAAGUUUUUUCCCCCUCUGAGUUUAGGGAGUAAGCUGACAUUGGCUUAACUUAGAUCUCUCUUCUAUACGUUGCAUUAUUACAAUGCUCAAUAGUUCAGUUUAAUCUUAGCCGCUGCACCUUGCAACUUUUGUUUGCCCAAUUUUCAGUGUUUUCUCCGGCUUUAAUUAAUGUAACGCUGCUUUGAAUUAAUUAAACAAUUGUGAAAAGGGCUACAGUAUAUAAAUCAAUUGAAUUGAG